AUGCCCUCUGUGCUGUGCAUUGCAUGGAAGAAAACAGUGUAUGAAGCUGGAGGUGAUCAUUUCCUCCUGGGCGAGAACCUGACAGUAGCUGUUCUGGGAGUGGUCAUCCCCAUUGUUCCUAUCGUUGCCACAGUGGUGUUCGGCCUGGUCUGUGCCGGAGUCUACCUGGUGUGGCGGAACUGGCGGCGCAACUCCACCAAGAGCAUGAACUUCGACAACCCCGUCUACCGCAAAACCACCGGCGAGGGCGAGGAGGACGAGAUCCACAUCGGUCGGACCGACGGCAUGGGACACCACGCGCACCAUCACCCGUACCCACAGGGCGUCAGCAUGGGAGUUGUGGGAGCAGGAGGUGGGACCUGCCCGCAGUUCAUUGCACUGCCGCUUGGGGGCAGCAUGCCCGAUCCGGGGACUCACUGGUACACGGAGCAGCCGAUGCUCUCCACCGCUAAGUGAUCUGAGAAGGAGACUUCCGGAGAAGAUGGCCGCUCAGGCACACGCACACACAGUGAGGUCAGGGGGGACUUGGACUGAGUCUGCUGAAGGGACAAACAACAUAUCAUCAAGUCUUACACGCAGCCAUUCACAGCCAUGUACUAUGCCAAUUUCCAUUUGAAAAACAAUAAGUCGUGUCAAACCUUUUCUGUGCUGGAGCUGGGUCUAUUUUUCUUCUGGUAAAUCCUGAGAAUUGAUCACAGAAUUAUAAAAAGCGUGCCAAAAUUGACCUAAGCUGGGAUAUGGAGUCAAACUGGUUCCUGUCAUGAGUCGUCUUUUACAUUGAUAACUUAGUGAGGUGUGUGCUGUGUGUCUUAUAUUUUGUGACAGGGCUAGUGAGAGGUUAUGUUUUGUCCUUGAUGUACUAAUUCUGGCUCUGUGAUUUUCCCAUUGGGCUGUGGAGCUCUGGGAAAACAGUUUAGGAAGGAGAAGGAGCUGUGAAAAUGGGACAGUACCUGCGUUGAUGGGACAAUCUGUACAGAUUCAUGUCAGAAUCAAUCAUAAAUGUCAUUACUGAAGCCGUGUUGUGUAGUUAACAUUGUCCUUGUUGUGUUUUCUGUAAGAGUUUUUAUUCUCAGAUUGAUUUUAAAGAAAGGUUAACACCCACAUCUUGUUAUUUCAUUCAGGUUCAGAGACAAACCUGUAAAAGUGGGUUGUCCAGCGUGUUUCAUAGUGCAGUUUUUUAUUUUUAUUUUACCUCUAAUGUCCCAGAGUUUUGGGAAAGUACAGCAAGUGAGUGGAAAAGAGAAAAUGGACAUAUACAAUCUUUAGAGUGUGGUUUUCUGUGAGCAGAGAGAUUUUGAGGUUCGAGAGAAGUGGAUUACAUUACAGGUGUUCCUUCCUCUUUACUCUGACUUUUUUAGAUGCCGAAUGGUUCGGGAGAAGCAAUAGACUGCAGCUCUUAGUCAGGCCACAGAGUGAAGUGGUUGACAAUAAUUACUUCAGUGUUUUUAUUUUCUUUGAUCACCUGAAUUUGACUGUGACAAACGUGCACAUGAACACACACAUGGGGCGCAGUGAUAGCCGGCUCACGCUAAUCUCCUGAGGACGGAGACAAUGUGCACUUGGCCUCUGAAAACACAAACAGCAUGCAUAAUUGCUCACCAACUGACAGCGCAGCCAUUCAUUGUUCCGGGCAACACACACUCACACACAUAUACACACAUGCAUGCACACUUUCACAGCGAGUGAGAUUCCGCGCCCGCUCGCCUCCUCCUGAGGUGGCCGAUAUCCGAGCAGACAGUUUUGGAUAGUGCCAUGUGGGAGAGCCCAGCUGGUGGCUGCAUGAUGAGAGCGACCUGUCACGUGAUGUAACCACACAAAAACUAAAAUCCGACUGAUGUAAUGGGUAUGAGGCCGACUUGUCCUGUCAGUGAGUAUGUUUCGUGCUGGUUUAUUCCCGUCAUUGAUGCUGUUACUCCAUUCAUACAACUUUAAAGGUUGUGCGUGUGUGCGUGUGUGCGUGCGUGUUCAUUAUUAUGCAUGUGAGUGCUAAUGUUCAUCCCACAGCCAUAUUUGAAACUGUUUUGUAUGCUCUUUGUUGCACAACCCUCUUAGAAUGCCCUCUGUGCUGUGCAUUGCAUGGAAGAAAACAGUGUAUGAAGGUGUGUGUGUGUGUGCUUGUGUGUGUGUGUGCGUGUAUGUGAGAGACUGGAGAAGCUCUGAGGGUGCUUUUUGAUUCAUUGAUUUGUAAAUAUGUUUUCAUAAGGUUUUUGAUAAUGUAUUAUAGGAUUAUGUAAAAGAAAAGCUGUACAUAAGAUUUUAGAUAAAGUGUCGACAGGUAUAUUAAUUUAUUUGUAUAAAGCUCUGCAUUCCCUGAUUGUACCAACUUUGAAUUACCCACCAAAGUGAUUUGUGUUGUUUUCUUGCCGUGCAUUGUUUGCCAUCCAUCUUUAUGUUAACACAUGGUGUCCCCUCUCACAUUCUUGCAACGCCUCCCGACCUCAGUGUUAAAGACAUGAUUGGUUUUUGGUAAUUUGUGCCUUUGUUUACUUUUUAAAUUUUCCCUCGUUGUGUUUUUUUUUUUUCAUUAAAAGGACAGGGAUCACUGUACAGGCAAGAUAUACUGUAAUAAGACCAAACUGCUUUCACUUUUUCAUUUUCUGUAAUGGAUUGCUUUUAAAUAUCUCUAUAUAUUGAUAUAUAAAAUCCAGCUGAAAAUGUC
Messenger RNA from Paralichthys olivaceus (Japanese flounder), 2659 nucleotides. NCBI's taxonomy places the organism in Eukaryota, Metazoa, Chordata, Actinopteri, Pleuronectiformes, Paralichthyidae. The record is from RefSeq and is a predicted model, not a curated record.